Molecule: messenger RNA, 1673 nt
Organism: Bradysia coprophila
Lineage: Eukaryota; Metazoa; Arthropoda; Insecta; Diptera; Sciaridae
Gene: Usf
Product: upstream transcription factor usf
Biological process (GO): regulation of transcription by RNA polymerase II
Molecular function (GO): protein dimerization activity; DNA-binding transcription factor activity, RNA polymerase II-specific; RNA polymerase II cis-regulatory region sequence-specific DNA binding
Source: RefSeq, a predicted model, not a curated record
AUGACACUUUGUUUAUUUACUUUACACGAAGAAAGUUUUUGCUAAAAGAUCACACUCGUGAUCGAAAAUAACAAAUAAACAAAUUGAACAAUACAACGAAUAACAACAAUUCCGUAAACAACAUUGUGACCGAUUCACCUUGAUUACAGACAAAUAGCGGAUAAAUAAUGGCUGAUUCCGAAGACGGAGACCUCUUGGGAAUGAUUGAUGAAAAUUCCGAAGCUUCGUCCACUUGUGAUGCAUCGUUAACAUUCAAACAGGAAAGUUCGGACGUCGUUGGAUAUCGUGUCGUUCAUUUGCCCACAGAAAAGCAGGUGCCAACCACCGUGGUCACUCCGAAUCAGCAAUAUUUCGUGAUUCACGAUGCAAACGCUAUAUUCGUCAAUAAUCGAGUGAAUAAUCCGCGAAAGAUUGCACCGAAAACCGUAGACGCACAUCAGACACAACAAGUUCAAAUUGGCCCACCACCGGCAAAAAAGCGGGAUGAUCGACGGCGAGCUACACACAAUGAAGUGGAACGUCGGCGUAGGGAUAAAAUAAACCAUUGGAUCUUGAAAUUGGGUUCAUUGAUACCGGCAGACGGUCUACCAGGCGGAGAACGUGAUAGGGUCAAUGUUGUGAAUUCAGCUGUAGAAUCGAAGGGUGUCAUUCUUAGCAAGGCCUGCGAGUAUAUUUCGUCGAUGAAAAGCAAUUAUGAAGAUGUGAGCGAGUGCCUUAAAGCCAGCGAAGAAGUUAACAAUAAACUGCAAUCGGAAAACCAAUUCCUGAAGGAAUUACUCGAUAAACAUGGCAUUGCGUAUGACGUUGACGGCGAUAUUACGAUUUUAAGUUAAUUUAUAGGUCAGAGACUAAAAUGUGAUGAUUUAGCAUAAAGGGAAUAUAUGGAAAAGUUGUUGUACCACGGAUGAUGAAGUGCGUAAAGCUUCUGAUCAUUAUUUUCUGUUUGUUAAUAAUUUUUUGGAAAGACCGCGCUGUAGGAUGGAUAUCGAAAUUUUGAAUAUAUUUUUUCUUUGAAACGCCUAUUUCUUGUGGUCACUCGGGAUCUUGUGGUGACUCUGCAUCGUGUUUUGACUCAGGAUUUUAUGGCGACUCAGGAUCUUGUGGUGACUCAGGAUCUUGUGGUGACUCGGCACCUUGUGAUGACUCGGCACCUUGUGAUGACUCGGCACCUUGUGGUGACGCGGCACCUUGUGGCGAAACAUAUCUUCAAGCAUCCACACGUUUUUACGUCACACCAAGAUUCGAAUUUGCAUACUUUCCUGUGGGCCUAAAAUUCGUCUGUAAUAAUGUUCGUGCAAAUGAGCUCCUGGUAUCCGAAUAACCAUGGAAUGCUGGCAUUUUAUUGAUGAAAAAAUUAAUCGACUCAUCCUGAGCAAAACUGUCCACGUAAAAUCUCUGUCGCCUUUAGUUUAAAAAAAGUUCUAUUGGAACAGACCGAGGCAGAAAGUGUUCUUGGUCUUGCUUAUUGUUGUAGAAAACACUUCAAUCAAAUCAGACAAAAAAAAAACAAUUGAAAUUAAUAUUAUUUUGUGACACAAGCGAAAUGUUGAAUAGAAAAUAAAUUUGUUUUUUAUGUAUAUGAAAUGGAUCUUAAAAAUGUUUUAGGAAGGAAGGAAAGCCCAUUUGAUGUUAUUGUACAUGAACGACAUGAAUAAAUGCUGAAGAUUAUUAAU